Messenger RNA from Folsomia candida, 2438 nucleotides. RefSeq names its product SRSF protein kinase 3. Gene Ontology annotation, molecular function: protein kinase activity; ATP binding. The coding region runs from base 202 to 2259 and encodes 685 amino acids. Gene Ontology annotation, biological process: spliceosomal complex assembly; regulation of mRNA processing; protein phosphorylation. The record is from RefSeq and is a predicted model, not a curated record. The transcript is spliced from 7 exons. Lineage: Eukaryota; Metazoa; Arthropoda; Collembola; Entomobryomorpha; Isotomidae.
GUCGAGAGAGUUCAAUCGUGGCUGGAUAAAGGGAGGGCAUCGCUCCUCUUUUCAUUUGCCCAGGUACUUUUAACACUCGACUCCAGCCGUACGCUCGCUCUCUUGGAAAAUAUAAUUUUUAAUUUACCAACUACAAAGUUUUUACCCCAAAGUGCAAUGAUAACAUAUAAAAUAUACUCAAGUUCUUAAAACCAAGAAGCCAUGGCAUUGAUUUCAAUUACCAAAUCUCAGACCAAUUUUGGUGAAGGAGAUUCUGAAGAGGACAACAACAUGCCCCCAAAUCGUGGCGUACUUGCGAAGCGUGCCAAACAAGUAAAAAAGAAGGCAGGUCUGCCGAUAAAAAAAGCACCACCACCUCCUAAAAUCGGACGAAAGAAAGUGGGUGUGCUUGUUCGCUCGGCAGGUGGAAGACUCUACUAUCCAAAUAGUGGACGACAGUUAAGCAGCGAGUCAGAAUAUGAAAAUAGCGAGUCGUCAACAUGUAGCAGUAGUGGAUCAUCAACAAGUGUGAGCUCGGCCACCGACAGGGAGGAAGACCAAGAAUCUGAUUCUUCCAAUACCGAGAUGGAAAGCGUGGAACAAGGAAAAGGACAAGAAAAUCGGAUUGAUAAUAGUGACGAUAACUCCAUCACCAACACAUAUAAUGAUGAUCUUAACAACAACAAGGUCGCGACAAAAGAGACAGAGGGAGACGAUGAUGGGGAAGAAGUUGAAAUAAGUGAGACCGAAGAACACGAAGCCUCAGUUACCUCGGAAGAAGAAGAAGAAAUCGAAGAGGAAGUUGAAGAGCAAGAAUCGCCUGGAGAUUAUAGGAAGGGCGGUUAUCACGUAGUUAAAAUUGGCGACGUGUACAACAAGCGCUACCAAGUUAUUAGAAAACUGGGAUGGGGACAUUUCUCAACAGUUUGGCUGUGUUCGGACAGUGUCGCGAAGGCGAAAGGACUUUCAGAGUAUGUGGCGUUGAAGGUAGUCAAGAGUGAAGAUACGUACACGGAAAGUGCCGAGGAUGAAAUUAAACUGUUAAGAAAAAUCAACCAAGCUGACCCUGCUGAUCCAAACAGGGAUAAAAUUGUUCAACUUUUAGAUGACUUCAAAGUGGGUGGGAUGCAUGGGACACACGUCUGCAUGGUCAUGGAAGCAGUCGGCCCCAAUCUCCUCAAAUUAAUCACCACGUCAAACUAUAAAGGGAUCCCAAUUAUGAAUGUGCGUUCCAUCAUUCGUCAAAUUUUGGAGGGGGCAGACUACCUCCACACCAAGAGUCUCAUUAUUCAUACUGACCUCAAGCCGGAAAAUAUUCUUGUACAAGGUGACCAAGAAGAUUUAAAACAUCUUCACGACGAAGCUCGUUACUGGGAAAAACAUGGAUUGUCAUACAGUCCAGAUUCUCUCUGCAAUCUUCCACCCGACUUUAAUACUCAUCCUACAAAGCCACUCUCAAAGAAUAUGAAGAAGAAAUUAAAAAAGAAAGCUAAAAAACAGAAUGAAGAAUCAAUGUCGGGAAAAGAAACGACAAAUUCGGAAGAAUUGCCUACUUCUUCUACUAGUGGUGAAGGUGCAGGUGGCGAUAAUCCGAAUGCCAUGGACCCUGCGUCCUCUGAAGGAGAAUCGGCAUCAGAAGCUCCACCCAUCCCACCCUCCCUCUCAAAGCCUAACCCUGCCAAAGAAGUUUGUGACUUUGUGGUCAAAAUUGCAGACUUUGGCAAUGCUUGCCCCACUAGUCACCACUAUACUGACGACAUUCAAACCCGACAGUACCGCAGUGUGGAAGUGAUUCUGGGUAACAAGUACAACACUUCGGCCGAUAUUUGGAGCAUCGCUUGUAUCGCAUUCGAACUUGCAACGGGCGACUUUCUCUUUGAACCUCAUGCUUGCAAAAAUUUAAGCUACUCCAGGGAUGAAGAUCACCUCGCCUUGAUGCAGGAACUAUUGGGACUCAUUCCCAAGAAGAUGGCCCUCUCAGGAAAGUAUUCCAAGGACUUUUUCGACUCGAAAGGAAAAAUGAAGAAUGUCAAGAAUUAUAAGCCUUGGAAGUUGGAAAAUAUUUUAAUUGAAAAGUAUUUCUGGGAUGACCAAUCAGCAAAAGAAUUUGCAUCAUUUAUUGAACCCAUGUUGAAGUUUGAUGUCAACAAGAGGGCCACGGCCAAACAAUGUUUGAACCAUCCGUGGAUCAAGGCGACGAAUGACAUCAUCUAUUGGAACAAAAUUGAGGAGGAGGAUGAAGAGGAAGUUGACGGAGGUGACGACGAUGGAGAACAAUAGCAGGAGGGUAAUGAUCACUAAGAUUUCCUAAAAAACUUGUAACUCGCGUUAUCGUCGCAGCUAUUUGUUUGUAGGUCACAAAAUUUGAAAUGAACUACAUAUUUUAUUUGGAUAUACAUAUGUACAAACUAACUCUCACAAAAAAAUAAAUUGCUUUAAUUUGACUCUUUCUUUACAUA